UGAUUCCUGCUUGUCGCACGCUAGUGAUACAUGAGUCCAGCUCAAGGCGAAAAACGCCAAUCGAUACAAAACAUGGUUUUUGACAACAGCCCCGAUGAUUGCAUUACAUUUUGCGCUUUAUUAAAUUCUGUUGGCUAUCCAGUAAUUUCCUUGGCUAUCCAGCAAAUUUCCUUCAGGCUAUAUUUAUUGAUUUCCAGUUUUAACGGUAUCUUAAAUCCAACAAUAGUUCUAAAUUGACAUGCUGAAAAAUGAGAUGAAAAUUUAGCUUCAAACAAAUUCUUGUUUGUUCGAACGGUGAGCUCAACUUAAAAAAUGUGCGCGGUUAUUUGAGUUUUGAUCGAUUUUUUUUUGCAAAAGUUUACACGACGUCAUGAAUUAUUUCAACCUGGAUUCUCAGAUUAAUCCUUGCGCCAAUUUUAUGGACCCUUUAAUUGACCAUUUCUUGCAACAGUAAUUACAAUACAACCGCUGCUUUUUGCCGUAGUUAUAUUUAUUCUCUGGUGCUCCGAAAACCAGCUAUGAGAGCAGCAAACGUCUCUGGUCUAGCAGCCAACUCGCGAACUCACAAGCGGAAAGUGACCUACUUGUUCCAGCUGGACACUUCUAACAUGGACAAACAAGAGUGCAGAAUGCGCAAACGAAUCUUCUUCCAGCUCCUCAAACAGCACCUUCCUAAUAUCAUGGGCGGAUCCAUCCUCGCGUCUGUAGGCAUCGCUGUCACCAUCGCAAGCCUCUUCUGUCUCAAGCCACUCUCUUGGGACGAUGACCUCUGCUGGUCCCGGUCACGUGCCGAGGUCAUAGCGAGGGCAACCACCGAUAGUGUCUCAACCCUUGCACUUGUGCACUUCAUUUACUUCCUCCGCUACCCCGGACCCUUUUUGACAGGAAUUGGACUCUUUUUCAACAUCAUGGUCAUCCUUUAUCUUCUCUGGCAGACAGAUAUUAAAAUCAAACAGACUUAUGUCCGCAAACCCAAAAUGGACGUCUAUGAACGAGGUUUAGUUAAAUGGAAACGAGACCACGAGUCACUGUGGGACAGCUACUGUGCAGAUUUAACUAACAAGGAGAAGUUACGAAGACGAGAACUAGAGGAGCUUCGAGAUCAAAGCGCCGGGCAUCGCGAUGUCGGGGAAGGUCUCCUGGACAACAGUCUCAGUGACCAGCCGGACGACAACAAUGCCCGUCAGAACGACAGCAGCGGUCGGCGGGACCAACUGCGACAAGCUGCUGAAAAUGUUCUAUUGAGAACGCCUAUUCGCUCGAAAUCGUCAUGUGGCAGUUUAAGUUUCUCUGCUGAUGAACACGAAAAAAGCUUGGAAGCAACUUGUUGAUUUUGUUUACUUUAGUUCCUGCUGAAAUGUAGAGUUUACUAUCGAUCAUUGCUUUUGGUAUCGCUUUAUAUCUUAAUUUUACCAUGUUUUUCUACGUGAA
Messenger RNA from Symsagittifera roscoffensis, 1431 nucleotides. RefSeq lists its product as uncharacterized. The coding region runs from base 519 to 1331 and encodes 270 amino acids. The transcript is spliced from 4 exons. The record is from RefSeq and is a predicted model, not a curated record. Lineage: Eukaryota; Metazoa; Xenacoelomorpha; Acoela; Convolutidae.